CUCAAUUCUCCAAAAGUUCUCAAAGAAACCAUCAAUCCACAUCCAUUUCACCAACCCAAUCAAUCUCCAUCAUCGAUACAUACAAUGGCUCACCCAGACUACGUCGCCUUGGCAGAGGCACCCCGCGAUAUUGAAGCCAUCCAGGCACAAGAAGAAGCAGCACGACUCCCACAUUGGAAUGCAUCCGUCGCCUUUGAACUAGGCAGUGCUCUUCGCACUCGCCUUCUCACAUUUGAUAAACCUGCCGUUAUCCACAUUUCCACCGUUUCAACACCACCACAUGUCCUUUUCCACGCGGCUACUCACUCCGGUACCGCACUAGACAACGACUACUGGGUCCGACGCAAGCGCAAUGCUGUCAUCAGGUGGAGCGCGAGCACAUGGCGCUUGCACAACACCUUCGAGGGAGACGAGGAGAAGUUUGCGAAGAAGUUGGGUCUAGGAGAGGAUGCUAAAGAGUAUGCGAUUCACGGUGGUGGUGUGCCCAUCUUCGUGAACAAUGUUGAAGGACCUGUGGCUGUCGUGGUUGUGAGUGGGCUCAAGCAAUGGGAUGACCACAUGGUAGUCAUUGAGGAAUUGAUGAAACUCAGCGAAAAGUUGAACAACUAAAUAGCGAAAUGACCGUGGAUAUAUUUAUGAGAGUUGCUUGAUCAGCCGAAUGGAAUUAAAAAACAAUAUAACUUAUGUUCAAAUGUUAAAAG
Molecule: messenger RNA, 701 nt
Organism: Aaosphaeria arxii CBS 175.79
Lineage: Eukaryota; Fungi; Ascomycota; Dothideomycetes; Pleosporales
Exons: 1
Coding region: 85-609 (174 amino acids)
Biological process (GO): post-translational protein targeting to endoplasmic reticulum membrane
Cellular component (GO): TRC complex
Source: RefSeq, a predicted model, not a curated record